UGAGCCUCCAUACAGCCUGUGAGCUCUUUAAACACAGAAGAUGCUGAGUCUGCUCCUCACAGCGUCACGCACUGAAGCCUGGUCUGCUGCUGCUGGUACUGGUUCCGUCCCUGGUUCUAGCCUUUCAACCCCGGUCCUCCCUCAGUUCUCCUCUCAUCCUGUCAUCCUUAAUCAUGACCUCCGCAUCGCUGUAAACCGCACCUCCUGCUCACGCACAGUUCCCGAGGAUCAGGCUGCAGGCGGAGGAGCUCACCAUGAUGUCCUCUUACUAUCAUCCGACCAAGGAGGCGGAGAUGGCGGCCAUGACGGAGCCGCUGUGCCUGGAGAGAGAUGUGUGCAGGGUGAUCGAGCUACUGGACAGGCUGCAGCGGAGCGGUGAGCUGCCUCCUCCCAAACUGCAGGCGCUGCAGAGAGUCCUGCAGAGCAAAUUCUGUGCUGCUAUUAGAGAGGUUUACGAGCAGCUGUACGACACUCUGGACAUCGUUGGAGGUCCAGAGGUUCGUGAGGCUACAGCAAAGGCCACAGUGGCGGCCUUUGCUGCCAGCGAAGGCCACGCCCACCCAAGGGUGGUGGAGCUGCCCAAGACGGAUGAGGGUCUGGGCUUUAACAUAAUGGGGGGCAAAGAGCAGAACUCCCCCAUCUACAUCUCCAGAGUGAUCCCAGGGGGUGUGGCCGACCGCCAAGGAGGGCUGAAGAGAGGAGACCAGCUGCUGUCCGUCAACGGGGUGAGUGUGGAGGGCGAGCACCAUGAGAAGGCCGUGGAGCUGCUGAAGGCGCUCAGGGUUCAGUGAAAGCUGGUGGUCCGCUACACCCCGAAAGUCCUGGAGGAGAUGGAGGCUCGCUUUGAGAAGAUGAGCGCCCGCAGACGACAGCAGCACACCAGCUACUCGUCUCUGGAGUCCAGGGGCUGAUCUUCCAUCCUCCUCAUCCUCCCCUUCUCCUCCUUCUCCUCCUCCUGUCUCUCUGCCCCUGUGGGAGGAGAGACCAUAGACGAGAAGCAAAACCAAAGUAGCCUACCAAACAUGUGUUACCGGAAUUUCCUCAUGAAUCCCCGCCCCUCUUCCUCUUUCCUGUUUCUUAGAGAUUUGGAGUGAGCUGCUUGUUGUCAGACGUGCCUGUGUUUAAUAAUCCUCAGCAUCUUGUUACUAAAGGGCAACUUAUUCUCUCAAUGUAAUCUUAAAAUAUUCUCAGUGUUUAUAUCGUCAUCAUAGUCAUGUGGGUCACUGCAUCCCUCAGCAGUGUCUGCAGGUGAAACCUCACUGCUGCUCCUCCUUCACAUGUCCCGCUGGAGGGCUAACCAUUAGCAUCAGAAAGAGCUAUACUGUUAUCAUCUUAGUGACAUGUUUUUAUUCAUGUAUUUGUAUUAAUUUAUUACAUGUAUAUAUUCAUGAAAUAAAGUCAAACUGUGCAGGUUGAU
Molecule: messenger RNA, 1417 nt
Organism: Notolabrus celidotus (New Zealand spotty)
Lineage: Eukaryota; Metazoa; Chordata; Actinopteri; Labriformes; Labridae
Gene: lin7b
Product: lin-7 homolog B (C. elegans)
Biological process (GO): protein localization to basolateral plasma membrane; neurotransmitter secretion; maintenance of epithelial cell apical/basal polarity
Cellular component (GO): cell-cell junction; synapse; basolateral plasma membrane
Molecular function (GO): L27 domain binding
Source: RefSeq, a predicted model, not a curated record